AUGUCUCGAAACUACUACUUAUCUACUCCAUACCCACGGACAAAUAUCCGUCCCUCCAAACGUGCGGGUAAAGACCAUUAUUCCCCGUUGCUGAUUGGUGCACCGUGCAUAUUGACAUUGCUGCUGGCUGUCUGCAUUGCAGCACGUAGACAGAGGCUUGACUCUGGACUCGCCGUAAGCAAGGCAAACUCUCAUGCGUGUGCAAAGCAGCAACAGCCAGUCGUGGAGACAAUCAGGCCAUGGACGGACUACUCUGCUCCACCAAUUCACACAGCCGUGGAUGUUGAUCUGACAUCUUCGCCAAUGUCCCUCUGCAGGAGUGCAUCGUCUUCUUCAGGCAGAAGUAGCCAGGAUAGCCCGGAAGAUUACACAGUAGUAGAUCCAGAUGCCAACCAGUUAGAUGGAGACAAUUUACUGGGCCCGAAAAGUCCCGAGAGGUUACAGGCUCCCGCUCCAUCGUCAAGGUCACAUUCGGUGAGCCCAAAGCGGACAAGCCUGAACAGGAAGGAUCGGGAGAAAACGGACACCGGAAACAUUGGCAUCUCCGCUCGGUCAUGUGAUGCCCGUCGCUCCAAAGCGGAUCUUCAAUCUGCAGGACUGCCAAAGGCUGGCCAGAAACGAGGCUUGAGAUGGGAUGGAUACGCGAAGGGGGAAAAUCGGAACAGCAGAGUUGCACCUCUGGCUAGAGAUCGGCCGAGAGUUCCAAACAUUCAGAGGGGAAAGGAAGGAACCGUAUCAAUCAUUUGUCCCAAGCAAGUCCUUCCCGGGGAGCUCACGCCUGAAGCCGUAAACCUAGGCCCCCAAUCGGGCCACCCCUCGAUUUACUCCAUAGACGAGGGGAAACAGAAAUUGGCGGCCAGUCUGGCAUGGUGGGAUCCAUUGUUCUGUCAGCCAGUAGAAGGUGAACACAACAUCGUCCAGGCAACUCAGACGGGGGGAGGGGGUGGAAGGUUCCGAGUUAGCCAGCAUAAAACAUCCCGUGAUUAUUCCGAAGGGGAAGAAGGAGGAGGGGAAAGGAUAGGGAAAGAUCCCGACCUGAAUUUACCCAGUGAAAUAAGAGCCAUACCGGCUUGGUACCGCUCUCCUGCCCGGGGUCCCGGACAAGCACAUGGGAAUCAUUUCACGGGGAGGGUGGAUUUUCCCCAGAAAAUCGUCCUAGGUUUGGGUCAAUGGAAGAGGGUGACUGAUAAGAGGGUUUGGAUGACCUCAAGAAAUGAGCUUGAGAAAUUCGACCGGGUCGAACCCACAGGCAUUCUUGGAAAUGCAAGGUGCGUCUCGGGGCAGUCGCGGGCCCCGAAAUCGGCGGGGCAGGGGUACGGAAAAGCUACUAGGCAGUAA
Aspergillus niger is the source of this 1338-nucleotide messenger RNA. RefSeq lists its product as hypothetical. The transcript is spliced from 10 exons. NCBI's taxonomy places the organism in Eukaryota, Fungi, Ascomycota, Eurotiomycetes, Eurotiales, Aspergillaceae. The record is from RefSeq and is a predicted model, not a curated record. Bases 1 to 1338 code for a protein of 445 amino acids.